Molecule: messenger RNA, 1557 nt
Organism: Knipowitschia caucasica
Lineage: Eukaryota; Metazoa; Chordata; Actinopteri; Gobiiformes; Gobiidae
Source: the annotation of a GenBank genome assembly
AUGGGCGACCCGGACUAUAAGUACCGCCUGCUGGGACCCCCGGUGGACGCCGAGGAGUUCCGGAAGCGUCCGCUGCUGCUGCAGGUGGACAGCACUCUCAUGAGUCUGUUCGCCGUCCUGGAGGUGCGGCGUGAGGCUCCCCGGCGGCGGUGGGGGGGCCUCGGGUUCAGGCAGACCCGGGUCUACAGCCUCCUGUUCGGUCUGGCGCUGGUGUUCCUGAUCGCUGCCUCCUACGUGUUGGCGAGCGACCGGAGCGGGCUGAUGCUGGCGCCGUGUCGCUUCGGGAACGUGGCGAGCGCGGCGGCGAGCGCUACGGUGAGGGACUACAAGCAGAUGAAGCUGGUGGUGAAAGCCAUAGAGGAGAGAGUGGACUUCAGCAGCAACAGGAGGAAACCCAACCUCAGAGAACUCAUGGACAAAGAACCACAUCUGUUCUCUGUGGUCCCUCGCCGGUUCCUUCCUGGUCUGAAAAACCCUUGCUGGUUCCAGGAUUACCGUGGGAACAGCAGCGUCGACGACCCAUAUCAUAGCAAUCUGUACAGUCGGUACUCGCGCCGCUUCCGGUCCGCCUUUCAGCAACUGCGCGCCUCGUUCAGGGACCACCUGGUGCGAGACCAGGGGAGGCGGCUGCGACUGCGCUGCCUGCCGUACUUCUACAUCAUCGGUCAGCCCAAGUGCGGCACCACAGACCUGUACGACCGACUGCGGCUCCACCCACAGGUGCAGUUCACCACCUUCAAGGAGCCGCACUGGUGGACACGCAAGAGGUUUGGUCUGAUCCGUCUGAGCGAGCGCCGAGACCGGUUCCCUGUGGAGGACUAUCUGGACCUGUUGGACCAGGCGGCUCACCAGAUCCAAGACCAGAACUGGACUGAGGCUGGAGCCACCGGGAGAGAUAUCAUCAUUGGAGAGGCCAGUGCCUCCACCAUGUGGGAUAAUAACGCCUGGGUCUCGGUCUACGACAACGUCACAGACGGUGAACCUCCGAUCCUCGUCCAGGACUUUGUGCACGCCCUGCAGCCAAAAGCACGAGUCAUCGCCAUGUUCAGGGACCCAGUGGAGAGACUUUACUCGGACUAUCUUUACUUCGGAAUCUCCAACAAAUCAGCCGAAGAUUUCCACGACAAAGUGUCAGAGUCACUGCUGCUAUUUCAGAGUUGUGUGUCGGACUCCGGCAUCCACUCGUGUGUUUACAACUCCACUGUCAACCAAGCCAUGCCAGUGCGCCUCCACAUUGGUCUGUACAUAGUCUUCCUGCUGGACUGGCUCUCUGUGUUCGGUCCAGAGCAGAUUCUGGUGCUGAGGCUGGAAGACCACGCCCACCACACCAGAGAGACCAUGGACCGGGUCUUCAGCUUCCUCAGUCUCGGUCCUCUGUCUGAGCAGCUGGAGUCGAACAUCACCCGAAUCCCUGCCUCCAACACUCGGCGUGCGGCGGACAGGACCCUGGGCCCAAUGUUGCGUCGCACCAGAGACCUGCUCCGGAGCUUCUACCGCCCUUUCAACCAAAGACUGGCCAACGUUUUACACAACAACUCCUUCCUCUGGGAAUCCUGA